Paramisgurnus dabryanus is the source of this 3023-nucleotide messenger RNA. It is a transcript of the gene fgfrl1b, whose product is annotated as fibroblast growth factor receptor like 1b. Gene Ontology annotation, molecular function: fibroblast growth factor receptor activity; fibroblast growth factor binding. The record is from RefSeq and is a predicted model, not a curated record. NCBI's taxonomy places the organism in Eukaryota, Metazoa, Chordata, Actinopteri, Cypriniformes, Cobitidae. Gene Ontology annotation, cellular component: plasma membrane.
UACGCGGUUUAGAGAUGCUGACGGGACAUGUCAAGAGAAGAAGCCAGCGGAACCUAACUAGUUGCUCCUGGACUUUUGUCUUUACAACCGGCAUACACAUCAAUCUAAAGCAAUUUAAAGGAAGACCUGGGUUCUCAAGAGUUUAAAAGACAAACUUCUAAUCUUUACAUGCUGUAACUUUAGGCUGCGGAGUGCUUUUUAAAGGACACUGCCGGAAGGUCAUAUAAUGUUAUCAGAAGGAGGAAGCUUGACUUUUCUCACUGGAAUUUUGAUCUUGGCGCUGUCAUGUGAAGCGAGAGGUCCUCCAUGGGUAAGUCGGCAGGUGGAGGAGAGACCGAUGGCGAAAUUGGGCCGCACAGUGCGACUGCCGUGCCCGGUGGAGGGUGACCCUCCUCCACUAGUGCUGUGGGUGAAGGAUGGCAAGAACGUGAACCCGGGAUGGAGCCGAUACAAGGUUCUGAAGCAGAGCCUGAAGAUCAAAGAAGUGGAGCUGGAGGAUGCUGGAGAGUACAUCUGUCGCGUCACCAAUGGAUUCGGCAGCAUCGCGCUUAACUUCACACUAAUUGUAAUUGACGAUUCGUCUAUGCCACCGAACCCGCCUCCCACAGCAGAACCCAGCGAAGACCUCCCUCUCCAAGACCCGACUGGAGAGCCAUGGGUGAAGCCACGCUUCAGUCAUCCCACUAAGAUGCGCAGGCGUGUGCUGGAGCAGCCUGUUGGCAGCACGGUGCGUCUCAAGUGUCUGGCCAGUGGCAAUCCAAUACCGGCCAUUACGUGGUGGAAAGACCAGAUCCAGCUGCCCAGCCGGCACCAGAGUAAACGCCCACAGUGGACUCUGACACUGAAAAACCUUCAGCCUCAUGACAGCGCCAAGUACACCUGUCACGUCUCUAAUGCAGCUGGACACAUCAAUGCCACUUACAAAGUGGAUGUCAUUGAGCGCACAAACACGAAGCCCAUUCUCACUGGUACCCAUCCUGUCAACACAACUGUGGAGUUCGGUGGAACGGCCUCUUUCCAGUGUAAAGUCCACAGUGAUGUGAAGCCAGUGGUCCAGUGGCUGAAGAGAGUUGAUCCUGGCACGGAGGGCCGCUAUAAUUCCACGCUGGAGGUAGGAGGGCAGCAUUUUGUGGUGCUUCCCACUGGGGACGUGUGGUCCAGACCUGAUGGUUCUUACCUCAACAAGCUGGCCAUCGUCAAAGCGCGCGAUGAGGAUGCUGGGAUGUAUAUCUGCCUAGGAGCUAAUACUAUGGGCUACAGCUUCCGCAGUGCCUACCUCACUGUGCUCUCAGGUCCUAAGGAGACACCUGAGAUUCCAAGGCACAUCAGUCCUGGUCUGCCUUGGCCAUUGAUCAUUGGCAUCCCAGCUGCAGCCCUUCUGAUUGUGGGAGCCAUCGUGCUCUGGUUGUGCCACAGCCGUAGACGCCAGGGCUCUUUACCUCCCAGACCAAUGCCUUAUCGAGAACAUCACAUUCCAGACAAAGAGCCCAGUACACCGAGCAGCAUCACUGCUGACCUGCCCAGCCAAAGACUAAUGACUAUGGUGCCUCCGGUCCUCAGUGGUCCACCAAAGAUUUAUACCAAAGUCUACACAGACAUGCAUACGCACACUCACACACACUCACACAUGGAGGGAAAAGUGCACCAGCAUUUCCAUUACCAGUGUUAACCAGUUGGCUUUAUCCAUUGACUUUCAUCUGUUGACCAGUGCUGCUGUCUCUCUUCUCAUAAGCUUUUUAAGGACCACAGACAUAUUGUAGGACUACAUAAGAAACUAAAAGUAGCGAUUAAUGGGGAUCUCUAAAGGAAUGGACCAGCAUUCCUGAUGUGUUCAUUCGGGUGGAUCCCAUUUACUUCAUGUCUCAGGUCAGGAACAAAUGCAUAAUGCUGUAUAGCAACAGUGGACUUAUAUUUUCCAUUAGGCUUUUGGGGCGGUUUGGAGAAGUAACGCAAGCAAACUGAAAACAAUACAGGUAAUUAUUGAUAUUCAAAGCCAAACUUUUCACAAGACGUACAAGGAAAUAUUUUAUAUAUGGGGAAACUGUGAUGAUAUCUAUGAAUGCUAGUAGCACUAGCAAGGCUGUUUACAAAGUGUUAAUGUCCGUAAAUUAGUAUGAUGUGGUUUUUCUUUUUCCUUCUUUUGAUUGUUAUGUAUUUUGUUACAUUAUAUUGUGAAGAAAUGAUGCAAAGAGUUUAGGUACUGAUGUCAGGGAUGGUUGACUGAAUGGAAAGGGGAGUAAAGCUUUUUCUUGUAUUAGCUUUAAAAGGAAUUUUGUGUGUGUAUACAUUUAGUCUUGCAGUAUUACUUUACCUUCUCUAUGCCAAAGCAAAUCACACUGUUUUUGCAAACUGUAUUUUAUUUUUAAUAAAUUGUGUAAGACUAUUAUCAUUGCAACAUAGGUGGGCUGUAACAAUGGCAUUAAUAUUUGAUAAUAGUCCAACCAAAGCUUGUCACCAGACUUAUUGCUGCCUUUGUGAGCCAUGCUCUCUACAGUAUACAGAGUUUAUAAAUAUGAGAACGUGUUUAUCUGAGAUACUGCAUGCUGCAAUUUUAACAUUGGUGCUCAUGUAAGUGUAUUUUAAUAAUAUUUUUGUAAGAAAUAAAACAUUUUCUAUUUUCCCCCAUGCAUUUUUAGUUUUACCCCCUAUAGUUCAAACUAAAGUUUGCAUAUUUUUGGUGGGAAUUAAAAGUUGGAUGCCACCACAGUGGCUGUUGACUCUGUGCACCCUCCCUGACACGGCCUCAGACCGAUGUUAGUUCAACAGGCCGAGGAAUGCAAUGAGAAAAUCAAGUUAUUCUUUUCGACACCAGGAAAGAAGGGAAAUAUUCCCAGCAGGAUUUUAUGGGUAUUAAUAUUGGGAUAGGGUUACGCAGAUGGGCUGCAGUUUAUAAUGCUGUUUCCUCCGUUUUCCCUGUGGAUGACAAAAGUAAGAAAAACUCUCGCUUAACACCAAAAGCCCCAAAGGUGAGUUCAGACCGAGCCCUGGACAUUUGACCUGAAGAAAGAAGAUUGAAAGAAAAA